AACACGGGCGUUCAUUCAUUGAUUCCCCAUUUGCAAUCCAGCCGUAAGAAACAAAACUUAAAUGCAUGACAAUCCAGUGUGAUUGUCAGGGAAUUGUAAGAUGAGGGCUUGUGUUGUAAGCCUCCUACUGCUCCUGCUCACAUGGACUCAUGGACUUCAGAGAGGCAAGGAUUACUUCAAAGAAAAAGUCUGCAAUGAAUACAACGCAUUGGGGGAAAUGAAUUUUCGCUCCAUAUCAAUCGUCAUAAACAGCAGGAAGUAUUCCAAUGCCACCUUUGAACAAAUCAUCAGCCUCGUCAACGAAAUGGUCGACUUGGGCAAAAAAUGUUGUGCGGACGGAGCUGAUCCAGACUGCUACGAAAACGAGUCUACGGCUUUCUCUGAGAAAUCCUGCCACCCCGAUGCUCCUUUCCCAAGACACCCCGGGAUCGCUGGAUGUUGCACCCAACAAGGUCUUGCUCGAAAGCUCUGCCUGGCAGCCUUGAAACACCACCCGAAGGACUUCCCGACUUAUGUGGAGCCCACCAACGAGGAAAUAUGUGAGGCCUUCAAGAAGGACCCUCAGGGAUUUGCAGAGAGGUUUCUGGUCGAGUAUUCUAGUGAUUACAGCUACGCUCCUCUGCCAAUCUUGCUGAACGCUACAAGAAAUUAUUUAUCCGCCGUCAGAACCUGCUGUGCCAGCACACAAAAUAACAUCUGCUUCUUGAAAGAGAGGUUACAACACAAGCCCAUCCAAACAUUUACCCAUCUGUCAAACAAAGCCUGCGCUCUCUAUGCCUUGCUUGGGAAAAAUAAAACAACGGUCAGCUACUUAAUAAAAUUUACCCAGCAGACGCCGAGCCUGUCCUUUGAGAAUGCCAUAAGCCUCGCUGGAGAAGCAGCUGAAAUUCUUUCCAAGUGCUGUGCCAGUUUGGAAGAAAACUGUUUGCACAAUGAGCUCAAACCUCACAUCGCCCACAUCUGCAAUACCGCCUGUGGAGCGAACGAAGGACUCCAAGCCUGUUGCCGCUCUAAAGACGACGUGGGAAAAUACUUGUGCAUUUACUCGCUCCCGUGGGUUAAGCAUUCCCAUGUGCCUCAAGCUCCCAGUUCGGUUGACGAAGGCGUCUGCAGGGAAGAUGGCGAAGUAGACAUAUAUCGUAAUAUUUAUGACAUGGCCCGGAUAUACAGCCGUGCUCCAGAGGCUCUUCUUAUUACCUUGUAUUCUGCCGGCCAAGCUGCCGCCAAUGAUUGCUGUGGCCUAGCAGACCCCAAAGCAUGUUUCGCGGAGAAGGGUUUGAAAACAAUAGCUCUGUUGCACACUUGGAUUGAAAAAGGAAAUGAGAUUUGUGGGGAAUAUACGGAUCAUACAUACGUGGAAUUCCUCAAGAGGCUUAGAGCCAAUGCGUUAACUCUGUUCCCUCCUGGGACUUUGGAUGCUGAAAAUCAGGUCUCUGCUCUGGUGGAACAAAGAAGUAGUUAUGCCACCAAAUGCUGUCAUCUGAAUGCACCUCCAGCGUAUUGUGGAAUACAGAAAGAAGAAGGAAUUGAAAGAAAGUGAUACCGGGGGCGGGGGGCGGGGGGGGGGGAUCUAUCAUAAAGUCCAGAAUUAUUUCUGAAAUGUUUCUCCAACAUUUGCAAGCUGGAAUGUCCAUUAUGUCAUAGCAAAAAUGCUUCUCGUUUCAGCCUGCAGGUGGCAGUAUUACCCCAUCUAUCAAAUAAUAUGACAUUCUAGCCUUCCUCUUGCUCCUCUGUGUUUCUUGGGGUGGAGGAAGUAAAGUGAGAAGUUCUUGGUAUUCUCUGAGCUUGGUUUUUUUCUUCUUCAGAUAUUUCGUUACCCAAACUAGGUGAAAACAGCUGAUGAUGUUACCUAGUUUGGGUAAUGAAACAUCUGCAAAAAAAUUAACCAACUUCGAAGAGCACCAAGGAUUACGCAGUCUUCCUCCUCCUCCUCCUCCUCCUCUCCACAAAUCCCACUCCCAUCUAACACUGAUGCUGUCACCUAGAUUGGUAAUGAAAUGUCUGCAAGAAAACAACCACGCUCAGAGUGUGCUAAACUUUAGCAGCUAAAGACUUCACAGUCCUCCUGCUCCUCCUCCUCCUCUCCACGAAUCCCACUCCCAUCUAGCACUGAUGAUGUUGCCUAAAUUGGUAAUGAAAGGUCCGCAA
This is a messenger RNA of Thamnophis elegans (Western terrestrial garter snake), 2148 nucleotides long. RefSeq names its product GC vitamin D binding protein (gene GC). Gene Ontology annotation, cellular component: cytoplasm; blood microparticle. The transcript is spliced from 12 exons. The record is from RefSeq and is a predicted model, not a curated record. NCBI's taxonomy places the organism in Eukaryota, Metazoa, Chordata, Lepidosauria, Squamata, Natricidae. Gene Ontology annotation, biological process: vitamin transport. Gene Ontology annotation, molecular function: vitamin transmembrane transporter activity; vitamin D binding. Bases 101 to 1540 code for a protein of 479 amino acids.